Messenger RNA from Triticum aestivum (bread wheat), 861 nucleotides. Its product is annotated as ethylene-responsive transcription factor 1-like. The record is from RefSeq and is a predicted model, not a curated record. Gene Ontology annotation, molecular function: DNA binding; DNA-binding transcription factor activity. The coding region runs from base 7 to 861 and encodes 284 amino acids. Lineage: Eukaryota; Viridiplantae; Streptophyta; Magnoliopsida; Poales; Poaceae. Gene Ontology annotation, biological process: ethylene-activated signaling pathway; regulation of DNA-templated transcription. The transcript has a single exon.
AGCACCAUGACUACUGCAGGUUUUGAUGGUCCUUCAGCAAAAAGGAAGAGAAAGAGUCAAUUUAGGGGUAUUCGUCAGCGCCCCUGGGGUAAGUGGGCUGCUGAAAUCAGAGAUCCAAGCAAGGGUGCACGUGUCUGGCUUGGUACUUUCAACAGUGCUGAAGAAGCUGCAAGAGCUUACGAUGUUGAAGCACGCAGGAUCCGUGGCAACAAGGCCAAGGUUAACUUUCCAAAGGAACCAAUAGUUCCACAGAAGCGUCGUGCUCGCCCUGGUGCUCCUAAAGCACCAAAGCUAAGCGUGGCAUCGGAACCUUCUGUCAUGCCAUCAGUCAACAACCUUUCCAACCCAAAUGCUUUCAUCUACCCAUCUGCUAACUUUGCAUCAAACCAGCCACUUGCUCUACCUGACAACCUGUCAUUUUUUCCUAUAAUGAACUCUGAUGGCCCUGUUGAAGCCUCUGUUAUGAAUCAGUACUCUGACCAGGGAAUCAACUCCUUUAGCUUCUCUGACUUGGAGUGGGAUUACAACACCAAGAAUCUAGAUAUACCAUCCAUUGCUCCAAUUUCUACCAUUACUGAAGGAGCAGAAUAUGCACUUGCCCAGAGUAACGCCUAUAACUCAGUUGUGAUUCCUGAAGGAGCUGAAUCUGCACUUGCCCAGAGUAACACCUACAACUUAGUGGUGCCUCAUGUUAUGGAGAACAAUGGUGUCGAUUUCAAUGCUUGGCCAAGGUUUCUUAUGGAUGAUGAAGUGGACGAGCCGAUUGAUAGCCUUCUGAAUUUUGAUGUACCUCAGGAUGUCGUUGUCAACAUGGACCUCUGGAGCUUCGAUGGCAUGCCCAUGUGUGGCGAAUUUUUAUAA